Messenger RNA from Fraxinus pennsylvanica, 1392 nucleotides. The record is from the annotation of a GenBank genome assembly. Lineage: Eukaryota; Viridiplantae; Streptophyta; Magnoliopsida; Lamiales; Oleaceae.
AUGGAGUGUUUGAGGAAGAAGAGGAAGGGCGUGGAGAUCUCAGAAGUAUGUCAAAAAGAAGUUGAGGAACAAAAUUCAUUGGCAAUAUUAUGGUCACAUUUAUCCUUGGAAGAUUAUUCAAGGAGGAAAAAGAAAUGCAGGGAAGUAGUAGCUGUAAAAAAUAUUGAUUCCUGUAGAAGUUUAGUAACUGGAGUUGUCACUGCCCCACCGUGUGGGACUGCAUGUUUGACCUCGCCGGCCAGAGGUCUUAAGAGGAAAAUUGGAUGUAUCGAUGUGGCAACUCGUUUGGGUAGGAAGAAGAAGAUUGAACAAGAGUAUGAGUUGGGUGAAACUAUAGGGCGAGGAAAGUUCGGGUCAGUAGUGUAUUGUCGGUGUAAAGCAACUGGAGAAGAUUUUGCGUGCAAGACUUUGCGGAAAGGGGAAGAGAUUGUGCACCGGGAAGUGGAGAUAAUGCAACACCUCUCAGGGCAUCCGGGUGUUGUGACGCUGAAGGCAGUGUAUGAAGAUGCUGAAUCUUUCCAUCUCGUGAUGGAGCUUUGUUCUGGGGGACGUUUGCUAGAUCAUAUGGCUAGAGAAGGCCGGUAUACUGAUCGACAGGCUGCGAACAUAAUUAAGGAACUAAUGCUGGCCAUCCGAUACUGCCACGAGAUGGGUGUUGUUCACCGGGAUGUAAAGCCUGAGAAUAUCCUUCUUACAACUUCUGGACAGAUGAAGCUUGCUGACUUUGGAUUGGCUUUGAGAAUUUUAGAUGGUCAGAGCUUGACUGGUGUAGUUGGAAGUCCUGCAUAUGUUGCUCCCGAAGUGCUGGUGGGUAAUUAUUCUGAGAAAGUGGAUAUCUGGAGUGCUGGUGUCCUACUACAUGCACUUCUAGUUGGUACACUCCCAUUUCAUGGUGAUUCUCUGGAAGCUGUUUUUGAGGCUAUCAAGAAAGAAAAACUUGAUUUUUCUGGUGAUGUAUGGGACUCAAUAUCGCAGCCUGCUCGUGAUCUACUCUCUAGGAUGUUGACUAGGAGUGUUAAAGAAAGGCUUACUGCAAAUGAAGUUCUAAGGCAUCCAUGGAUUUCAUUCUACACCGAACCCACAUUGAAAACCAUAACUGUCAAACCAAAGGUGCAGAACACUUUAAAACAGACAGCUUCUCUACCUGGGGCAGAGUCUGAGAGAAACCAGUUAAUAUCCCGUAAUAAUCUCAGUGAAGACUCUAGUCCAACUUUACUAUCUGGUGGUUCGACUGAAGGAGAGGACAGUGGUCUGGUCGAUGUUCUUGCUGUGGCUAUUUCACGUGUUAGAAUAUCUGAACCUAAGAGAAGCAGGUUAUGUAGCCCGGCUCAGCCAAUUGAACAGGAGUGUUCGUCUAACUUGAAGACUGGCAACCUCUGUACAGCAUUUUGA